GUCUAGGAAGGUAAGUCCUAUUCAGGGGUACAUUUUCUAAAUUCUCCCAUUAUCAACUUAUAAAAUUAGAACCUUUCAGCUGAAUGUUCUAUCUACACCCGUCUUCCUUUUGGAGUACGAAGUGAAUGAAAAGACGGCGAUUUUCCACAUAUGACGGCCACUCAGCAUCAUCACACAGCGUUUGCAAGCACUUGUGUGAGACGGAGACAUGGUGAAGUGCUUCUUAAUCCAUACCUUGUGCCCUGUGAGCACACUGUCCGCCAAAGAGAGCAGAAUCCUGUACUGUCGUGUUUUUGAGCCAACGAACCGGUUAUCGGGAAUGAACACAGACGUAAUUCCGGAAGAGAGACGCCUAUUAGAAAAAGAGAAGUUGGCUACGAUAGCAAGGCAGGUACAGAGCACAUGUAGCCUCUGCAGGGAGGCAAGGGGACAGCCCUCUGCAGAGCCGGUGCUGGGAGAAGAGGCCAGGGUGCUUGAGGAAGCGGACAGCGGGAUGUUGCGCCUGCCAGUAGGGGAUCCCUUUCCAGAGGAGCAUUUCUUGCUGUGGUUGGGCGUCAGUGCACUGGGCUUCUCUAUGGUAUGCCACGCUGAUGAGAACCUGCUGCUUGCAGAGGGGGCCUUACGGAGCCUGGCCUCCCAUUGUCUGGAGAGUCUGCGGCUUUUGGCGCCAGGCAGUGAGGUGCUGCUGAAGAGUGACCGCGUCGAAGCACUGCUGCAUCACCUGGUUCCUCAUGGACAGCUGCUCUUCAUUAACCACCGCUUCGCACAGAGCCUCGACAAGGAGCUGACGGCCUGCUUGGCUAAAUAAAGGAUAUUACCACGGUGCGCAUAAGAAAGCAGAGGAUCAAUCAGUGUUUUUUUCCAAAAGACACCUUGACUUACCCUUAAUUUUUGUGAUGAAGUAGCAAACUAAGGCAUACUGGAAAAUCAUGUGACUCAGUGGGUUAAGUCUCUGCCUGUGAUUGGAAGAUUGACACUUCAGUAAUCACAUGUCAGUGGGCCCUUGAGCCAGACCCUUAUCCCUCAGUUCCCUGAGCACCACAAGGGGGCUGCCCCUUUGUUGUGACCCCCCAAGUUUGCAGUCCCCUCUAUGGAGGGCAGGAUGGGGCAAAGCAGAAAGAGAAUGUACAGGAAUGUUGGUGCAUAUGAGUCUAUGCAAGUAUAUGGCAGCAAUAUACUUUCAUGGAUAAAUUUUAUAUGAAGUGUUUACAGUCCAAGAGCAAAGUGAGUAACCUACUGUAUGAGAUAAGUAUGACCUAAUUUUAAAUGAUGCAAUAAAUAGUGACUGCUGCAAUAUGUAUUAUGAAUGAAAGUUAGAUUUAUAUGGCACUCUUCAAGACACCUAAAGUGCUUUUCAGAGCCAAUUGGGGGUCGCUUUAACCACCACUGUGUAACACCCACCUGGAUGAUGCUACAGCAGCCAUUCUGCACCAGUACACUCACCACACAGUCACUCAGGUGGUGAAGGGGCAGGAGAGAAUUCACCAAUUAGAUACAGGGGAUGAAUAGGAGGCCAGAUUUGACAGGACCAUACUGGGCAAUUUUAACCAGGACAUCAGGGAACUGCCCCUAUUCUUUCAUAAGAUACCCAAGGAUUUUUUUUAUGACCUCGGUUUUACCUCUCAUCUGAAGGGCAGCACCAUUUCUAUCACCAUUUUUAGAGCACAGUGUCCCCCAUUACUGCACUGGGGCCCUAGGAUCUACACAGGCCACACCAGCAGCUCUUCUAGCAGCAGCCCAGCUUUCCUAGUUGGUUACCCAUCCAAGUACUGGCCAGGCAUCAUCCUGCUUAGCUGCAGAUCGAAUGGCUCCUGGCUGGUUAUGAGAACCAAUCGGUUGCCUUGUUCAGCAUGCUGGUGAGUUUUGUAGAAGCUGAGCCUCAUCCUGGUAGUGUAAGCUUUGAUGCUCUUGUAGUGCCUUCUGGAGGCCAGAGGGUUGCAGAGAUGUUGACUGGGGUAUGUGGGUUUGGUGAAGAUGGUGGUUGCUCUGCUGGGAUGCCUGUUGCUGUAAAUGCUCUUCAUUGGGGGUAGUGGAACACCGAUGAUUCUCUGAGCACUGCUGACAACACUUUGGGGGGCUUUUCUCUGUACAUUCGUGCAGCACCUAUACCAUGUUGAGAUGCAGCGGGUAGGCAUGCUCUUGGUGCUGCCUCAGUGUGGUACUGUAGAUAAUGAUUAGCUUGAGGUUUGCUUUACUUAAUAUUCUUAAGUGCAGUCAUUGCUGUGCCCACUUCAUCAAAUACACUAUACUGCAAAAAGUAUUGGGACACCCCUCCAAAUCAUUGAAUUCAGGUGUUCCAAUCAUUUCCAUAGCCACAGACCUGUGCCUAAAAUCAAGCACCUAAGCAUGCAGACUGCUUCUACAAGCAUUUGUGAAAGAAUGAGUCGCUCUCAGGAGCUCAGUGAAUUCAAGUGUUGUACCCGUGAUAGGAUGCCACCUGUACAAUAAGUGUAUUAGUGAAAUUUCCUCACUACUAAAACUUCCAUGGUCAACUGUUAGUGGUAUUAUAAUGUGGAAGCAAUGGGGGUCAACAGCAACUCAGCUACAUAGUGGUAGGCCAUGUAAAAUCACAGAGCGGGAACAACACAUGCUGAGGCGCACAGAGUGCAGAAGUCGCCAACUGUCUGCAGGGUCAACAGCUACAGACUUGCAAACUUCAUGUGACCUUCAGAUUAGCUGAAGAACAGUGCGUAGAGUGUUUCAUGGAUUGAU
This is a messenger RNA of Brienomyrus brachyistius, 2712 nucleotides long. Its product is annotated as AP-5 complex subunit sigma-1-like. The transcript is spliced from 5 exons. The record is from RefSeq and is a predicted model, not a curated record. Lineage: Eukaryota; Metazoa; Chordata; Actinopteri; Osteoglossiformes; Mormyridae. Gene Ontology annotation, biological process: endosomal transport; double-strand break repair via homologous recombination. The coding region runs from base 209 to 808 and encodes 199 amino acids. Gene Ontology annotation, cellular component: late endosome; AP-type membrane coat adaptor complex; lysosome.